Funneliformis geosporum is the source of this 177-nucleotide messenger RNA. Lineage: Eukaryota; Fungi; Glomeromycota; Glomeromycetes; Glomerales; Glomeraceae. The record is from the annotation of a GenBank genome assembly.
AUGAGAGUUGUAGCGUCUAGAUUUAUCGAGGAACAGCAUGGUUUUGUCGUGUAUCGUCAAGAUACUUCUAUCAUAAUUCCUGAACUUCUUCACAAAAAUGGCUUUUGCAUAAGGAUGAACUUUCAAAGUAGUGUGAUCAAAAAUAUAGAAAAUUUAUUUAAUGAGGGUCAAUUGUAG